AUGAAAAUUCUAUUUCAUUUGAAACAAAAAAAAAGAAAUUUAGAAAUUUCGGAAUCUCAGAAUCUCAGAAUCUCAGACUCUCAGAAUCUCAGAGUCUCAGAAUCUCAGAAUCUCAGAAUCUCAGAAUCUCAGAAUCUCAGAAUCUCAGAAUCUCAGAAUCUCAGAAUCUCAGAAUCUCAGAAUCUCAGAAUCUCAGAAUCUCAGAAUCUCAGAACCUCAGAAUCUCAGAAUCUCAGAAUCUCAGAAUCUCAAUAUCUCAAAUUCUCUGAAUCUCUGAACCUCAGAAUCUCAGAAUCUCAGAAUCUCAGAAUCUCAGAAUCUCAGAAUCUCGGAAUCUCAGAAUCUCAGAAUCUCAGAAUCUCAGAAUCUCAGAACCUCAGAAUCUCAGAAUCUCAGAAUCUCAGAAUCUCAAUAUCUCAAAUUCUCUGA
Messenger RNA from Caenorhabditis briggsae, 429 nucleotides. Bases 1 to 429 code for a protein of 142 amino acids. The transcript has 2 exons. Lineage: Eukaryota; Metazoa; Nematoda; Chromadorea; Rhabditida; Rhabditidae. The record is from RefSeq and is a predicted model, not a curated record.